UUUCUGGAGGAGCUGAGGGAGUACUCGAUGAAGCUGCACACCAAGGCGCAGGCGCCCAAGGAGGGCAAGGCAGCAGAGCCCAAAGAUCAGAAGCCGGUGGGUGGGUGGUUUGCGCCCACGCGCCCCGGCUUUCUGCACUUCAUGGGUGAGUCCAAGGUGGUGUACGAGGCGUUUGAGGAGAUCCUCGACCAGGCCGCCGUCCCCUACUACAAGCAGCUGACCAACACUGGCCUGGAGCGGUCGGAGCCUCUGGCCAAGGACAUUGCGUACAUGCAGCAGCAGUGGGGCAUGGAGGCGCCGGUGGCUGCGGAGGACGGCCCCGGCCACACCUAUGCCAAGCUGCUGCGCGAACUGGCGGUCAGCAGCCCGCCCGCCUUCCUGUGCCACUACUACAACCACUACUUUGCCCACACAGCCGGCGGCCGCAUGAUUGGCAAGAGCGUGAGCAACGCAGUGCUGGACGGCUGGACCGGCGCGUUCUAUCAGUGGGAGGGCGAUGUCAAGGAGCGCCUGGAUGCCGUGCGUGCCACCAUCAAUGGUAUUGCGGCAGAGUGGAGCCAGGAGGAGAAGGAUGCGUGCAUGCAGGAGACCCCCAAGACCUUUGGCUGGGGCGGCAGGCUGGUGCAGCUCAUCACCGAGGGCCAGCCCAUGGGCCACUGA
Chlorella variabilis is the source of this 660-nucleotide messenger RNA. RefSeq lists its product as hypothetical. Lineage: Eukaryota; Viridiplantae; Chlorophyta; Trebouxiophyceae; Chlorellales; Chlorellaceae. The annotation marks the transcript as partial. Gene Ontology annotation, biological process: heme oxidation. The transcript has 6 exons. Gene Ontology annotation, molecular function: heme oxygenase (decyclizing) activity. The record is from RefSeq and is a predicted model, not a curated record.